AUGAAGGCCCGCUCCGCUCAAAGGGAGUCGCGCCGCCGCAGGGACGAGUCACGCCGCCGCCAGGGACGAGUCGCGCCGCCACCAGGCCGUCUCCCGCCGCGGCCAGGCCAUCCUCCGUCGCGGCUAGAGCGUCCCCGCCCACCACGCUGCCCCGAAGACCGCGCCGCUGCCGGACCAUCUCCCGCCACCGCCGAGCGGACCGUCUCUGCGCCGCGAGACGGACGCCUUCCGCGAGGCCGCGGCCCGGCGGCGCGGGACCUCCCGUCCUCCGCGCACGCGCUCGAUGGGCUCGCCGACAUCGUCGCCCAGGGCAAGGACACCCUCGCCGCCGCCGCCGCCUCCUCCGCCUCCUCCGCCUCCCCCCCGUCCGCGGACGCCGAAUCCGACCUCAGCUCCGCGUCGGGCCACCUCCGCUACUACAGCCGCUUCGAGGCGCAGCUGCACGCGCUCCAGUCGGAUCCGGCCACCUUCGCCGCCGAUCCCGACGACGCCGAGGACUUCGCGGCCUGGAGGAGGGAGGCCGGGUUCAGCGUCGACGAGCGGCAGGAGGAGAUCGAGGCGCUCGCUACGAGAGCGACGCCGUGGAGGGCAUGCUUGGACCGGCUCGUGCCCGACGCUGUGGACGCCGAGAUGUUCUGGGCGAGGUACUUCUACCGCGUCCACAGGCUCAAGCAGCAGGAGGACGCCAGGGCCAAGCUCGUGAAGCGGGUCAUCGCGCAGGAGGAGGAGGAGGAUCUCAGCUGGGAGCUGGAUGAUGAGGAACCAGCACCAGAGGAGGAGAUUAAGCAGGCAUCGAUCAGUGAAGAACCAAAACAUUCUUCUAAUUUGAUUAGCCUAGGGGUUUCCUUGGGUUUUCGGUCUGAUGAGAUUUCUGUUUCGGCUAAUGUGUUGAGACAAACGGAGCUUGACCGUCUAACGGUUGCUCCGAAUGUCUCCACUGGGCCUGAAACGACAGUUAUAGACGAUGCUGAUGAUGACGACAUCCUAGAUGGUCAAAUUCUCUCGGCUAUAAUUGGCAACAUUUCAGAAGUUGAUUUAGAACACGCGGAGCUUAGUUCUGAUUUACAAGCGUCCGAACGUGGUUCUCGAUCAUCGGCUGGAAAGAAAUCUCGCAGGUAUGGUAAGAACUCUAAAUCUAAAAUAGUUUCUCGAUGAAUGGCAUGUUCCGGAAUAGCAGAGGUCUUCGUGACUUGGCUAAGCAUUCCCACAUUGCUGAUGGUUGUAGAGAUUAUGAUUUAGAUUUUCUUGCUAUUUCGGAGACGGGUAGGCGGAAUUUCUCUCAAAGUUUUCUCGACCGUUUGUCAGGCGGGAUUAACUUUCAGUGGUUUUCUCGCCCGCCCCGUGGUAGGUCUGGGGGCAUUUUACUCGGCGUCCGUACAGACACCA
Lolium perenne is the source of this 1386-nucleotide messenger RNA. NCBI's taxonomy places the organism in Eukaryota, Viridiplantae, Streptophyta, Magnoliopsida, Poales, Poaceae. The record is from RefSeq and is a predicted model, not a curated record.